Humulus lupulus (European hop) is the source of this 366-nucleotide messenger RNA. Its product is annotated as protein app1-like. Lineage: Eukaryota; Viridiplantae; Streptophyta; Magnoliopsida; Rosales; Cannabaceae. The transcript has a single exon. The coding region runs from base 1 to 366 and encodes 121 amino acids. The record is from RefSeq and is a predicted model, not a curated record.
AUGGCAUUCAACAAUCGCUUCACCUUAGUUUUGUUCAUUGCUCUUGCCUUUAUGAGCAUUGAUAUUGGGCUUGCAACUCGUAAUCUUCUCCAAGCAACAGGCCCACCAAGUAUCCCAAAUUUACCAAAGCCCAAUAUGCCUUCUAUACCAUCACUCCCACAGCCCAACUUUCCAACUCUGCCCACUGGGCUAACUUUGCCUCCACUUCAAACCCUACCCAUUGGGCCCACUAUUCCAAAGCUCAGCUUCCCACCUCUGCCAAGUGUAACCUCACUUCCAAACAUGCCCACAAUCCCAAUUCCAACCACAAUUCCAACCACAAUGCCCUCCAUUCCAUUCCUAGCCCCACCACCAUCUUCUACUUGA